This is a messenger RNA of Aethina tumida (small hive beetle), 1423 nucleotides long. RefSeq names its product ZZ-type zinc finger-containing protein 3 (gene Atac1). Lineage: Eukaryota; Metazoa; Arthropoda; Insecta; Coleoptera; Nitidulidae. The record is from RefSeq and is a predicted model, not a curated record. The transcript has a single exon. Bases 37 to 1326 code for a protein of 429 amino acids. Gene Ontology annotation, molecular function: zinc ion binding.
ACUGUCAGUCUCACGUGUUCUCCGUCGUUUGUCAAUAUGAACGAUUCUUUCGGACUUCACACUGAAGACGACCUUUUCUACUUCGAGUCCGACCAUUUAGCCAUUCGCGGCAAUAAAGAUUACAGUGAAGUAUUAAAAACUGUAGUGUUACUUACUGUGCAAAGAGAACAAGCAAUAAAAGACUACAGAACAGUAUGUCAGAUCAAAAAAGAAGCAUUGGAAGAUCCACUGGCACUUUUAGAGAAGAUAAAACAGAAGGAAGAUUUAGGAAUACCGCUUAUUUUGGAUGUACCAAAAAUUCCAAAGGUUGACUUCCAGAAUUUCAGCGUUAAAUUUCCGGAAAGUGAGCUAAAUUUGAUUUACUCUGAUAAUAAUUGUGAAGUUCAAGAAUCUGAGAGCGUGAAUUCGAAGAAAAGCAACCAAUGGACCGUGGAGGAACAGAAGCGCCUUGAAGAACUACUGGUAAUUUAUCCACCUGAGCCAAUAGAAGCCCAAAGAUUCAAAAAAAUUGCCAAAGCUCUUGGCACAAGAACUGUAAAACAAGUGAACAGCAGAGUGCAGAAAUACUUUUUAAAGUUGUACAAAGCUGGCCUCCCAAUACCAGGCAGGUUGCCCAAAAACUGUGAAAAAUAUAAAAAGGCUCUUCCACACAAGCACCAAAGAAAUAAUCAUUAUUUCCUAAAGCCCACCACCUUUUUCCCAGAGCUGUCUGUACCUGUGACACUAAAUGAAGAGGACAAUAUUCCAGGACCAAGCUCAAGACAAGCUACAACAUCCAGUUCAUCAAACUAUUUGAUUCCCUCCACAUACCAUCAGCCCACAAACCAACCAGUCAAUGAAAAAAGUGAAGCUGAAAUGAAACUUGAACUACUGAAAAGAGUCAAAGAGGAAAAAAUGAAAGAAAAGGAAUACUCCCCAUUUUUCCAUACUGGACACACAUGUGAUUUUUGUAAUGAAACACCUAUAGUAGGUUCAAGAUGGCACUGUGUAACCUGCUCGAUGGAUUCAGUAGAUUUUUGCACUGACUGCAUGAUCUCUCAGAUGUAUUCUGAUAAUCCUCAUCCAAUAUCCCACAACUUUUACAUCUACACUGAUGACACAGAAUCUCAGCCAGACAGUGACAAUGAACUUAACUCUGGGACUUGUGUAAGUGAGACUGGCAGUGAAGUAUAUUACAAAAACUUGUCGAAUGACAGUAAACCUAGUGAGUUUGACAAAACAAGUGAUAUGGAGUUGGAAGCCAGUGAUAUGGAAUUAGAUGAUGAUACUACUAAUUUGUCUUACAAAUAUUUACAUACAAGUUUGAUGUUCCAUGAAAAUGAUUGAUUUGUUACAAAACUAUACUUUUAAUUAAAUUAAAUAUGUUCAAAUUUGUAAAAUGCCUUUUAUUAACUGUUUAAUAAAUAGUUAUAUACAUAAAUUA